Molecule: messenger RNA, 2112 nt
Organism: Drosophila santomea
Lineage: Eukaryota; Metazoa; Arthropoda; Insecta; Diptera; Drosophilidae
Gene: eIF5
Product: eukaryotic translation initiation factor 5
Exons: 3
Coding region: 441-1832 (463 amino acids)
Biological process (GO): formation of translation preinitiation complex; formation of cytoplasmic translation initiation complex; translational initiation
Cellular component (GO): cytosol
Molecular function (GO): eukaryotic initiation factor eIF2 binding; translation initiation factor activity; GDP-dissociation inhibitor activity
Source: RefSeq, a predicted model, not a curated record
AACGGAAAAAAUAGAAUAGCUGAAUACUUACCACGGCAAAAAUAAACAAAAACUUCAGCAAAAUAACAGCAAAGCAAUAACCUUGCAAAAAAACUAUAAGAAUAUUACUCUCAAGCAAUUCUAGCAGAUUCUACAAAUAUAUUGAGUACACCGUUGUUUGAUUAAGGCACAAUUAAUUCGACGUUCCGGAAGGAUACCAGUUCAUGCUUAUUCUGGGUACAUUUGAUAAGUGAGCAGCAGCGGCAAAAACACAAUAAAAGAACAUUUAAUGAACGGAAACGAAAGUUGCAUAAAUCACAAACUAGCUGAAAACCUGAAGCCAAUUACUUCCCAUCCACCAACAACCAAUAGAUACCACUGGCCACCUCUAAUAGCAACAUUACCCGAACAACAAUAAGUCCCAUUAGCAGCAUUAUCCGUGGAAUCCAAAAGCUAUCAAGAUGGCCACCGUAAACGUAAACCGCAGUGUGACGGACAUCUUCUAUCGCUACAAGAUGCCACGUCUGCAGGCAAAGGUCGAGGGCAAGGGAAACGGCAUCAAGACCGUGCUGGUUAACAUGGCGGAAGUGGCUAGGGCCAUCGGACGCCCGGCCACCUAUCCAACCAAGUAUUUUGGUUGCGAGCUGGGCGCACAGACACUGUUUGAUCACAAGAAUGAGCGCUUUGUUGUGAAUGGAUCGCAUGAUGUGAACAAGUUGCAAGAUUUGUUGGAUGGUUUUAUUCGCAAGUUUGUGUUAUGCCCCGAAUGCGACAAUCCGGAGACCAAUCUAACUGUGUCCGCCAAAAACCAGACCAUUUCGCAGUCUUGCAAGGCAUGCGGCUUCCACGGUCUGCUCAAAGUUAACCACAAAGUAAACACAUUUAUUGUGAAGAACCCUCCAUCGCUUAAUCCGGCCGCCCAAGGAUCUUCGCUAACCGAGGGCAAACGCUCGAGGAAGCAGAAGCAGAAGAACGAUGCCGAUGGCUCCAUGACCAACAACUCAUUGGCUAACAACUCUGGCGGUGAAUCGGAUGGCGGCAAUGGCACAAACCAGGCUAGCCAAACUGAGGCCGAGAUUAGCGCUGCUAUUCCGGAGAAAACAGCCAAGGAUGACGAUGAUGAGGGAUGGAGUGUCGAUGUUUCAAAGGAGGCUAUUCGUGCUCGUUUGCAAGAUCUGACAGAUGGUGCUAAGGGUAUGACUAUUUCGGAUGACUAUGAUAAAACUGAGAAGGAGCGCAUUGAUAUUUUCUACGAGUUGGUUAAGGACAAGCGGGACAAGAAGCAAUUGGAGGAUGUGCAAACUCACAAGGAGUUGGUGAUCGAAGCAGAACGUUUGGAUAUUAUUAACAAGGCUCCAUUGGUUCUUGCCGAGCUGCUUUUCACUGAAAACAUUAUCAAGGACGUGCAGAAGAAUCGCCCUUUGCUACUUCGCUUCACUCUCAAUAAUCCAAAAGCACAGCGUUAUCUAAUUGGUGGAGUUGAGCAAACUGUCGAGCUGCAUAAGGGUACACUGAUGAGCAAGGUAGCUGGAAUCUUUAAAUUAUUUUAUGAUUUGGACAUACUCGAUGAGGCCGUCAUACUGGAGUGGGCACAGAAGGUCAGCAAAAGACAUGUCUCCAAAAAUAUUGCUGCCGAGAUUCACGAGAAAGCUAUGCCGUUCGUUCUCUGGCUAAAGAAUGCCGAAGAAGAGUCCUCCGAAAGUGAGGAGGAGGAGGACGAGGAAUCUGAUGAGGAUAACUACGUUUCCAGUGCCGGCCAACGCGGCGGUCAGCGUGUCGUUCCGCGCGCAGUUCCACGCGCCGUUGCAGGUGACGAGGAUGACGAGGACGACGUGAACAUCGACGAUAUCUAGAAGAAAAACAAGAGAACAGCUACUUUCCUCAAACCAGUAAUAAUUUGGAAAGGGAAGAUCAAGCAAGCAAGCGCAAUCUACAAUUCAAACUGAAAUAUAAAUUAGCGAGUUAAAUCAACAUGUGGUUUUUUGAUCUUUAGUUCUUAAGAGUGCUAAUCGUAUUUUGAUUUAUCGCUUUACUACCAUUUACUAUACAUUACAUUUCCCACGCCGCUGUAACAAUAGAAAACAACUAAAUUACACCAACACAUAUAUUACAAAAUAAAGCAAAAAAAAUGAA